AUGACUGGCGAGAGCUUCAUUUCCAAUCCCAAUUUCGCGAACGAGACGUCCAAUGCGUAUUUCGAACACGCGUCUGGCGUCCGGGUGGAUACUAAUGCUGUUCUGAUCGAAGCCAUUCGUCGCGAGUACCCUCAGCUGCACUUGACUGUGAUACCCGCGUUUGAGGCCAAUCUCAUUCAGUUCGCUGCUUCUGGAAAUGCUGCACUGGCUCCAAUCGAUAAGGAAAACGAUCGACUAUACAUCAAGAACUUCGCCCCACCAACCAGACGCCUAGAUGGCGAUAAUGGCCGUCUCGUAGACGAGAUCAAGUUUGGCAAGUUUAUGAUAGACUGGGAUGGCAAGGAGUACGUCGUCUACAUCGCUGAUGGCCGCGAUGGUCAAGAGGCCUACCCGCAAGUCCGAAAUCAAUAUAUCCUGUCGUCCUCGGUACAAGCAACCGAAAAGCUUUUACUAGAAGCAGGCCGAUUCACCAAUUCAAUAGAAGGCACGGUGCUCGUCUUCGACCAAGGAUACUGGCAGAAGAGUCGUGAGUUGUGGGAAAGUAUCCAGUCGGCAGAGUGGAGCAAUGUUAUCCUCGACGAAGAUAUGAAACACGAUUUGAUCAAAGACGUGGAAAACUUCUUCAACAGCAGGGAGACUUACCAGAAGCUGAAGGUACCUUGGAAGAGAGGCGUCAUCUACUAUGGCCCCCCUGGUAAUGGCAAGACCAUUAGUAUCAAAGCUUUGAUGCAUUCGCUCUACAAGCGCAAGGACCCGGUCCCUACUCUCUACGUCAAAACACUCGCAAGUUAUGGUGGACCUGAGGCCUCGCUCGCCAGGAUAUUCGCUGAAGCCCGCCGUUAUGCUCCAUGUUAUCUCAUCUUUGAGGAUCUCGACACUAUCAUUACCGAGCAGACUCGCAGUUACUUUUUGAACGAGGUCGAUGGUCUACGGUCGAACGAUGGUAUCUUCAUGGUCGGAUCGACGAACCACAUCGAUCGCCUUGACCCUGGUAUCUCUAAACGACCCUCUCGCUUCGAUCGCAAAUACCUCUUCCCCAACCCAAACCACGAGCAGCGUGUCAAGUAUGCACACUUCUGGCAAGCCAAAUUGAAGGACAACAAGGACAUCGAUUUUCCGGACAAGCUCUGCGAGGCAGUAUCUUCCAUCACAGAUGGCUUCUCCUUCGCAUACAUGCAGGAAGCCUUUGUAGCGUCUCUGCUGGCUCUUGCGAUCAAUGAUAAGGAAGAAGUACACCAUGGUAUUGACCUAGACAAGCUUCCUUUGUGGCAACAGCUCAAGAAGCAGAUCAAGAUUCUCAGGGACGAGCUCCACCAAGACCCAGGAGAGGUCAUGGCAGCACUCAAGAUCUAG
This is a messenger RNA of Aureobasidium subglaciale EXF-2481, 1353 nucleotides long. RefSeq lists its product as uncharacterized. Bases 1 to 1353 code for a protein of 450 amino acids. The transcript has 4 exons. The record is from RefSeq and is a predicted model, not a curated record. Gene Ontology annotation, molecular function: ATP hydrolysis activity; ATP binding. Gene Ontology annotation, cellular component: peroxisomal membrane; cytosol. Gene Ontology annotation, biological process: protein import into peroxisome matrix. NCBI's taxonomy places the organism in Eukaryota, Fungi, Ascomycota, Dothideomycetes, Dothideales, Saccotheciaceae.